This is a messenger RNA of Fundulus heteroclitus (mummichog), 1732 nucleotides long. Its product is annotated as protein phosphatase 2, regulatory subunit B, delta. The transcript is spliced from 10 exons. Gene Ontology annotation, cellular component: protein phosphatase type 2A complex; cytosol. Gene Ontology annotation, molecular function: protein phosphatase regulator activity; protein binding. Gene Ontology annotation, biological process: peptidyl-serine dephosphorylation. The coding region runs from base 172 to 1515 and encodes 447 amino acids. Lineage: Eukaryota; Metazoa; Chordata; Actinopteri; Cyprinodontiformes; Fundulidae. The record is from RefSeq and is a predicted model, not a curated record.
AAAAAAAAAAAAAAAAAAAAAAUCACGGAUAAUUUCCGUGGUCUUGACAGAUCUGGAGCCGAGGCGUUCUCACUGAUUGUGGAUGCUAUCCGUCUCCCCCGAGCGAGCGAGCCGCGUUUGGGUUGAUCGGGUGUCGGAAGCUGCGCGCGACAAAAGCUGCUAAAUGAAGCAAUGGCGGGAGUUGCAGGAGGAAAUGAUUUCCAGUGGUGUUUCUCCCAAGUGAAAGGAGCGAUAGAUGAAGAUGUUGCGGAAGCUGACAUAAUCUCAACCGUUGAGUUCAACUAUUCUGGAGAUUUACUUGCAACCGGAGACAAAGGAGGGCGAGUAGUGAUAUUUCAACAUGAACAAGAGUCUAAGAAUCGACCGCACCUGCGUGGGGAAUACAACGUCUAUAGCACUUUUCAGAGUCACGAGCCAGAAUUUGACUAUUUGAAAAGUUUAGAAAUUGAGGAAAAAAUUAAUAAAAUAAGAUGGCUACCCCAACAAAAUGCUGCUCACUUUCUACUUUCAACAAACGAUAAAACUAUCAAAUUGUGGAAAAUAAGCGAAAGAGAUAAACGGGCGGAGGGUUACAACCUAAAAGAUGAAGAUGGGCGAAUCAGAGAUCCAUAUAGAAUCACCUCUUUACGGGUACCAGUUCUGAUGCCAAUGGAUCUCAUGGUAGAAGCAAGCCCACGGAGGAUCUUUGCAAAUGCGCACACCUAUCACAUUAAUUCCAUUUCUGUAAAUAGUGACCAUGAAACUUACCUCUCUGCAGAUGACCUAAGAAUAAAUCUAUGGCACCUGGAAAUCACAGACAGAAGUUUUAAUAUUGUAGACAUCAAGCCCGCCAACAUGGAGGAACUGACGGAAGUAAUCACAGCUGCUGAGUGCCAUCCACACCAAUGCAACGUAUUCGUGUACAGCAGUAGCAAAGGCACCAUCCGCUUGUGUGACAUGCGAGCGGCGGCGCUCUGCGAUAGGCACUCGAAGUUCUUCGAGGAACCCGAGGAUCCAAGCAGCCGAUCCUUUUUCUCAGAGAUCAUCUCCUCCAUCUCCGACGUGAAGUUCAGUCACAGCGGACGCUACAUGAUGACGCGUGACUACCUCUCCGUCAAGGUUUGGGAUCUCAACAUGGAGAACAGACCAGUGGAGACGUAUCAGGUCCACGAAUACCUUCGCAGUAAACUCUGCUCCUUGUAUGAAAACGACUGCAUCUUUGACAAGUUUGAGUGCUGCUGGAAUGGCAGUGACAGUGCCAUCAUGACCGGUUCCUACAACAACUUCUUCCGAAUGUUCGACCGCAACACCAGGCGGGACAUCACACUGGAGGCGUCCCGGGAGAGCAGCAAACCGCGGGCCACGCUCAAACCGCGUAAAGUGUCCACCGGCGGGAAGAGGAAGAAGGACGAGAUCAGCGUGGACAGCCUGGACUUCAACAAGAAGAUCCUCCACACUGCCUGGCACCCCAAAGAUAACGUGAUAGCCGUGGCAGCCACCAACAACUUGUACAUUUUCCAGGACAAAAUCAACUAAAAACAAAUAAAUAAAUAAAAUAAAAUAAAAAAAAUAUUUGGGGCUCCAGAGGAUAGGGCUUUUACCAUACCUGUGUAGUUAAGCCUACUACUUGUCUAUCUGUAUAAGAAGAAACAGCCUUGUUGUCCUCCUGGUGAAGAAAUUGAAAGCACGUGUCUCCUAUUUUUUUUUUUUUUCUUUAGGUUUUUUUUUUGCCACAGGAGGUUGAUCCAUAGGC